AAUCUUACUAUCCACCAAAGGAAACAUACUGGCAACAAACCAUUUAAAUGUUCAGAUUGUGACUAUGCUGCUACUUCGGAAUCAGGUCUAAUCAGGCAUCAAAGGACACAUACCGGUGACAAACCAUUUAAAUGUGAAGAUUGUGACUAUAUUGCUAAUCGGAAUUCAAAUCUAACCAGGCAUCAAAGGAAACAUACUGGUGAAAAACCUUAUAAAUGUUUAGAUUGUGCCUAUGCUGCUACUUCGGAAUCAGGUCUAAUCAGGCAUCAAAGGACACAUACCGGUGACAAACCAUUUAAAUGUUUCGAUUGUGACUAUGUUGCUGAUCGGAAAUCAAAUCUAACCCAGCAUCAAAGGAAACAUACCGGUGAAAAACCUUAUGAAUGUUUAGAUUGUGACUUUGCCACUGCUAGGAAAUCAACCCUUGUUGUGCAUCAAAGGACACGUCAUACCGGUGAAAAACCAUAUAAAUGUUUAGAUUGUGCCUAUGCUGCUACUUCGAAAUCAGAUCUAAUCAGGCAUCAAAGGACACAUACCGGUGAAAAACCUUAUAAAUGUUUAGAUUGUGACUUUGCCACUGCUAGGAAAUCAACCCUUGUUGUGCAUCAAAGGACACGUCAUACCGGUGAAAAACCAUAUAAAUGUUUAGAUUGUGCCUCUGCUGCUACUUCGAAAUCAGAUCUAAUCAGGCAUCAAAGGACACAUACCGGUGAAAAACCUUAUAAAUGUUUAGAUUGUGCCUAUGCUGCUACUUCGAAAUCAGUUCUAAUCAGGCAUCAAAGGACACAUACCGGUGAGAAACCAUUUAAAUGUUUAGAUUGUGACUAUGCUUGUUCUAGGAAAGAAUGUCUAACCCAGCAUCAAAGGAAACACACUUGUGACUGACUAACCAUUGUGUCAAACCAAUUUUAUAUCUUAUUGUUUAUAAUUCUGUCUGUC
Messenger RNA from Bolinopsis microptera, 939 nucleotides. Its product is annotated as zinc finger protein 84-like. The annotation marks the transcript as partial. NCBI's taxonomy places the organism in Eukaryota, Metazoa, Ctenophora, Tentaculata, Lobata, Bolinopsidae. Gene Ontology annotation, biological process: regulation of transcription by RNA polymerase II. The record is from RefSeq and is a predicted model, not a curated record. The transcript has a single exon. Gene Ontology annotation, molecular function: DNA-binding transcription factor activity; RNA polymerase II cis-regulatory region sequence-specific DNA binding.